This is a messenger RNA of Exophiala oligosperma, 4028 nucleotides long. RefSeq lists its product as hypothetical. Bases 696 to 3173 code for a protein of 825 amino acids. The transcript is spliced from 3 exons. The record is from RefSeq and is a predicted model, not a curated record. Gene Ontology annotation, molecular function: acyltransferase activity, transferring groups other than amino-acyl groups; hydrolase activity, hydrolyzing O-glycosyl compounds. NCBI's taxonomy places the organism in Eukaryota, Fungi, Ascomycota, Eurotiomycetes, Chaetothyriales, Herpotrichiellaceae. Gene Ontology annotation, biological process: peptidoglycan turnover; carbohydrate metabolic process.
CGCCAUCACACUCAUCGGCAACGUUACUCUCCAAAACCACAAAUGCAACAUCACCGAUUCCCACGUCUCAUGUUGCUUCUCUAAGUUAACGCCAUGCGCAGUGCUCCAUUGUCCGCCCAGUGCCCAGCGCCCACGCCAGACCUGGGACAUUUCUCAGUGGUCUAACUCGUGCAUCAGUGUCUGUCGGCUUUCUCUCUGACCCGGAUCACCUGUUCCCAAUCCUCCUCCCCUACAGCCUUCUCGUCCCCUUUCCCAUCCAAUCAGAUUAUAUGUGGGGAAGAACGUGCUUCAUACCGUUAUGGCCACGAACGGGGAUGUACCACCCCUGUGGGAUGAAUCGAGGCAACUCGGCCAAUUGUUCAUGAUGGGCUUUGAUGGCACUUCUGUCACUGACCAAGUCCGGACCUUGAUCGAGAAGUAUCACGUAGGCUCGAUUCUUCUCAAGGCUCAAAACCUCAAAUGUGCUACCCCUUAUAACCUGAUGCUAUAUGCUUGCUUCGUUGAAAUCGUGUGUUUGUUGACUGACAUUGGAACCGCAAACAGCUGCCGAACAGGCUACUCAGCUUGUGCUUGAAUUGCAGACCCUUGCCCGUCGCUCUGGUCACCCCGUUCCCCUUCUCAUUGCGCUGGAUCAAGAGAAUGGCGGCGUUAACAGUCUCUACGAUGAGGUGUAUAUCCGUCAAUUUCCCAGCGCUAUGGGUAUCGCCGCUUCGGGGUCCAAGAAGCUGGCCAAAGAAAUCGCACGCGCAACUGCUCAAGAGUUAAACUCGUGCGGCAUCAAUUGGAUCUUGGGUCCUGUACUCGACGUUUUGACUAACGCUAGAAAUCAGCCUCUUGGUGUUCGUUCACUCGGAGACGACCCACACGAGGUGUCUGCUUACGGUGUUGAGUGUAUUCGAGGGUAUCAAGAAGGCGGAGUUGCCACGUGUGGAAAGCAUUUUCCUUCGUAUGGUAAUCUCGAAUUCUUUGGCGUCCCGGACGAUGUGCCUACUAUCACCGAAUCGCUUGAGAACAUGAGUCAAAGUGCCCUUGUCCCUUUUCGAAAUGCAAUUGCACAAGGCCUUGAUUCGAUGAUGGUAGGAGGUGUUGCGAUGACUUCUUCACUGCUCAAUGUCAUGCAUGCCUGUCUCUCUGAGCAAAUUGUGCGUGAUCUACUGCGCCAUGAAAUGCGGUUCGAAGGAGUGGUGGUUUCAGAAUGCUUGGAGAUGGAAGCACUCAGUCGCAAUAUAGGGAUCAGUGGCGGUACCGUCAUGGCAUUCCAGGCCGGCUGCGACUUGAUUCUCACCUGCAGAAGCAUGUCAGUUCAGGAAGACGCUAUCAAUGGCCUAAAGGCUGGUUUGGACAAUGGUAUGAUCGAAAGACAUCGAGUGCAAGAAUCAGUGCAAAGAAUUCUCAACAUGAAGGCGAAAUACACGUCGUGGGAAAAGGCUUUCUCACCGCCUGGAAUUGAAAAUCUUGCACGGCUACAGCCGCUUCACACCAGUCUGUCGACCACAGCAUACAACAAGUCAAUCACAGUCGUCCGAGACCAGAAACAUUUUUUGCCGCUCUCAAGGGUGGUCAAAGCUGAAGAAGAACUGCUCCUGUUGACGCCAUUGGUCAAACCACUUCCAGCAUCUGCUAUAUUCCACCAAAUGCAACAUGAUGUGUCUUCUGUACCAUUGUUGGGUCGGAGCCCCAGUGUCGAUGCCAACACCUCAGUCAUGAGUGGCGAGCAAGUGUUCCGAGAACUUGGUCGGUCGUUAGCCAGACAUCGGAAUGGAAAGAUGUCUCACACCUCAUACACAGCAAACGGUGUCAGGCCUCUCCACGAAAACCUGCUCAACCGCGCGCAAGGGGUGAUUGUUGUUACUGCAGAUGCUGGUAGGAACAUGUACCAAAAUGCAUUUGCGAAACACAUCUCAAUGCUGUGCAAGCUGGCCGUGGGACCAGAUGGAAGGCCCAAGCAGAAACCCUGUGUGGUGGUUGCGGUCAGCUCUCCUUUUGAUUUUGCGGCAGACCCUUCGAUAGGGACGUAUGUUUGCACCUAUGACUUUACUGAGACCGCCCUUCGUGCCCUCGUGCAAGUCCUUUACGGGGAACUCAACCCGACGGGAGUACUACCCGGAUCGUCCAGCCAGAAACUACAAACGAGUCAGAACUGGCAGCAGUGGCUUGUAGAAAGCUUCAGCGAGGACCGGGACUCUGCCGCGCUCGACGUUUUAAUCGCCCAGUGUCAGAACGACUCGUCAGCGCAGGCCGUGCUGCUCAAGAACAUCCACAGUGGCACUUUCCUGCUUCGAGAUCCAGAUGUCGAAGAAGCCCAUUUCGUGGUCCGGAACAGCAGCACCAAGGAGCUCUUUGGAUUCUGCACAACAUAUUACUCGAAGAGUAGCGGUGUCGGACAUGUUGGAGCCAUCAUUGUUGAUCCUGCUCGCCGCCAACUGUCGAUUGGUCAUUCACUACAUGACCGUGCGAUCCGAGCUCUCCUGCAGAAGAAAGGCGCCGCCAAAUUUCAGUUGGGGGUCAGGUUUCCGCACGUGUUUCUGGGCAUACCUAAACUUGGUUCUAUUGAGUACAAGAAACUACGGCAAUGGUUCGCGAAGUUGGGCUGGAACACAUCCCUUUCAAGCUCAGUCGCCACCAUGAUGAUACGCGAUCUCUCGAUAUGGUCAGUACCAGAAGGACUCGGUCAGAAAUUGGCCAAUCCUGACGUUAAAUUUGAUCUCGUUUAUGGCAACGAAUACAACGAUGUUAUGAUGGAGCAUCUCAAAAGAUGUGCCAGGAACGAUGUUCGAGGGAUCUAUCAAACGGCAAUGAGCAACAAAGAGGGUUGCGGCAUCAUUCGAGCCAAGAAAACGACAGAUCAGUCGAUAUUAGGAUCUAUCCUGGUGUGUCGAUCAGAGUCGCAGAUAGCAAAGUACAUUCCGUCGGUGUACAAACAGCCUGGGGUGGCUUGCAUAUCGUCUCCGGUCAUUUCAACCAUGUCUGGCGACAGGAAAUCUCUAUUCCAGGGUCUUGUUCUGUUGGGCAUCAAACAAUUCAAGAAACAGGGCCUGAGGUCUGUUCUCCUGGACUAUAUACGAGAGGACGCGACCGCCGAUGGUCUCAAGGCAUUGGGCUUCACUACUGCGAAUAGCUUCGAUGAGGUGUCCAGCGAACCCAUGCACUGGACGAUGAUGCCUGGAACCUAAUUUGCGUACGUCCAAUAUACUAUAUCUGUACAACACAGUCUCGUCCAUGGGUCUCCUUCCUCAAUCACUCGUACUGUCAGAUGCAGGUCCAACUCAUCGUCCUGGGCACAAAAGGACAAAUCCAAACAGCACGCCGACUAUGGAGCCAACCAACAUGGGCCAACAAAGACCCUGAACAAAGACCCUGAACAACAUGAAUGUGGUUCUGAAUAAUGACUCGUGCAUCGGAACCGGGAUACCUCUGGGUCGAACGAUGCCGGACUCGCAAUACCCCUCUCAAAUAUACACGUGACCAUUUGUGCCACAGGGAUCUAAGAAGUUGAGAAUUCGGAACAGUACGUUCCGUGAGAGCUGUGUGAUCGAGGCCACCGAGUGCGUCAUGGAGAGUGCUGCAGGGUCCAGUCAUGUCCAGCCGCUUCUAGCCGCAGGGCCAGCUGAGGAUGAAGCUCACAUCUGAUAUAUUGGCAUAUCUCUACGCAAGAGACAUGUCAAACAGCGCGGUAGAGGGAAUUAUGAAUAGCGGUCGCCGCACAGAGCGGCGGAUUUUAAUGGACCGAACCGAUCGCCCUGGAAAGCCGAGAAGGGUAAGCUGAAGGAGGCAGCGAGCAGGGGAAAAGAGAUGAAUGACGGGCUUGAAAUUGGGGGCUGGAGGCCAAUAAUUGGAUAGCCUUGAACAGGUUAGUGUAAUAAUGAGCAAGACUAGCCCAAUUAGGGGAAGCGGAAGUUCGGAGGCAACCUUCCUUGGUCAAUCGGGCGAGGCGCGAGCUUUUUCAGCUUUUCUCCCUCUGACACGCCUGUGUCGCCUGGUGGUCAUGGCACCCGGGAGAAUAAUGACAGAAUGACGGUGAAUGGGAA